CACAACUUCUUAUUGAUAUUGAGUUUAAUGAUAAGAAAAAUCAUUUUGUUUUAACUUAUGAAGAGGCCUUAGAACAAAGGAUCAGUUCUUUAAUAGGAGCCUUCACUGAUGCACUCAUAAUCUCUUCAAGAAAUGUAACAAGUGCACAAGAGUUACAAAAAGAAAGGCAAAAACAUUUGGCUAAAGCUUAUGAGUAUCACGAAAAUGAUAUCGUAUUAUUAUAUAAUUCUGCUAAAAGACAAGUACAUAGACAAAAGUUUAAUCCUAAAUGGACAGGACCGUUUAAAAUAGAAAAGAAGUUAGGUAAUAAGGUUUACUUGAUAAGGGAUAAAAUUGGUAAUACAUUACCUAAUCCUGUUUAUGCAGAGAGAUUAAAACAUUAUAAACAAAGGCAUUUUGUAAAACCUUUUCUAAAAAUUUUACAAAUCAUGGAACUUCAACUUUCAGAAACUAAACGUGUUAGGUUAUUAGAACUUUAUCAAAGUUUACAAUUAGAUUACACUUCUGUCAAUAUACAAAUGACCUCUACACGAAUUAUUGUACAAAGUAGUUCACAACAAACCUCUCUAACAAUUCCUACUCACUACCGACGAACACGACCUCAAAACUUUAACAAAUAUAUUGAAGAUGCAUGUUAUGCUGAAGUUGACCUUGACCUUGAAUUAUAUGAUAAAGGAGAUAUUUUAUCUCUUAGAUUAUUGUCUGUGCUUGGAGAAUUUCCAAUUCCUCAAUUUAGAUAUAUUACUCCUAAUUGGUUAUAUCAUUUAACUAGUGUAGACUGUGAUUAUUUUAUUCAAAAAUGUAGAGAACAACUUUCUCAAAAUAUGGAGAAUUUCGCAGGAGCUCAAUACUAA
This is a messenger RNA of Diversispora eburnea, 854 nucleotides long. The record is from the annotation of a GenBank genome assembly. NCBI's taxonomy places the organism in Eukaryota, Fungi, Glomeromycota, Glomeromycetes, Diversisporales, Diversisporaceae.